Messenger RNA from Penicillium paradoxum, 1830 nucleotides. RefSeq names its product ubiquitin carboxyl-terminal hydrolase family protein. Gene Ontology annotation, molecular function: zinc ion binding; cysteine-type deubiquitinase activity. The record is from RefSeq and is a predicted model, not a curated record. Lineage: Eukaryota; Fungi; Ascomycota; Eurotiomycetes; Eurotiales; Aspergillaceae. The transcript has 2 exons. Gene Ontology annotation, biological process: spliceosomal complex assembly; mRNA processing; protein deubiquitination. The coding region runs from base 1 to 1830 and encodes 609 amino acids.
AUGUCAAAGAGACACGCAGAGCUCCCUUUGGAGCAAGGCUUUUCUGGCUCUCCUGCCUCGAAAAAGGUGCGCGUCGAGGACGAUGACGGCGGCGAUUCUCGCAACGGCGCAGUCCCCGCGGACCGAACAGGCGGCAAUGAGCUGAGGCAGGGUGGCCACAAUGGAGUCGACAUGCAAAAAACAACUGAAAUGGAAGGAGAUGAGCUUGAUGAGGAUAAGAAAGACAUCUCUGAUCUCUCAGAUAUCGACGAAGAUGUAUCUGCGCACAGCGCCCCGAAACGCCAAAGUGCCCCCAUGGAAGGCUACGGCGACCUCUAUCUCGACACAAUUAACCGCGAGAUCUUGGAUUUCGAUUUCGAGAAGCUGUGCUCUGUCACUCUGUCAAACAUCAACGUGUAUGCCUGCCUUGUCUGCGGCAAAUACUUCCAGGGCCGCGGUCCCAAAUCGCAUGCAUAUUUUCACGCGCUCGAAGUUGGACACCACGUCUUUAUUAACAUCGGCACAAAGAAGGUCUAUGUUCUGCCUGAAGGAUAUGAAGUUCAAAACAAAAGUCUGGAUGAUAUUAAGUAUGUGGUAGACCCACACUAUACGAAAAACGAAGUGAUCAAGCUCGACAAAGAAGUGCACAAUGCCUGGGAUCUUUCUGGGUCUAAGUACAGACCAGGAUUUGUCGGCAUGAACAACAUCAAAGCCAACGACUACGUCAAUGUUGUAGCUCAACUAAUGGCACAUGUUCUGCCAAUCCGCAAUUUCUUCCUCCUUCAUGAAUUUCCCACCCCUGGAACACCGGAAAUAGUUCUUCGUUUCAGCACUUUGGUGCGCAAGCUAUGGAACCCUAAGGCGUUUCGAUCACAUGUCUCCCCGCAUGAAUUACUACAGGAGAUUGCCGUACGGUCGUCCAAACGGUUCACACUCACCAACCAGGCAGAUCCCGUGGAAUUCUUAUCUUGGUUCUUAAACAGCCUACAUCUUGCCUUGGGGGGAUCCAAGAAACCUUCGCCAACACCCACCAGUGUUGUGCACGCAGCAUUCCAGGGCCGUGUGCGGAUUGAAAGCCAAGCUAUCACUGCUCACUCUGAUACUCAAAAUGCCCGUUUGGUAUUCACCGAAUCUGGCACCAUCAAUAGCCAAGUUACUCCUUUCCUUAUCCUGACACUGGAUCUACCUCCAACACCUCUCUUCCAAUCUGCCAACCGGGAAUCGAUCAUUCCACAGGUUCCCUUGACCACCCUCUUGAACAAAUAUAACGGCUAUACGGCGUCAGAGAAACUGGCCCAUCGUGUUCGACACCGUCUUCUCCACCCUCUUCCUCCCUACCUCUUUUUCCACAUCAAACGCUUCAGCAAGAACCGUUUUGUCUCUGAGCGAAACCCAACCAUUGUCACUUUCCCUUCCCCCAGAGAUUUGGACAUGUCACCCUAUGUUGAGCCCAACCCAGAUAUCUGGUCACCCGGCGAACCUAUCCUGUAUGAUCUCGUCGCAAACAUCAUUCUUGAUCCCGCUAUUGCAGCACCUGGCUCAAUGGAUGAUGCUGUUGAUAAGGGCGUCAAUGCUGCGUCAGGAGCUGGCGGUGCCUCGAGUGGAGCUGGCGGCGGCAGUGAGAAGGUCUCAUGGCUUGUCCAGCUUCAUGAUAAAGCCAUGUCAGCCGAGAACAUUCGCAUCCAAAACGGCAGUUCCACGGAGACACGGCAGCAGGGUCCAGAAUGGCUUGAGAUUCAGGAUUUGUUUGUUAAGCGCGCCGAGAGUGAAACACUAUUCACACGUGAGGGAUAUCUCAUGGUCUGGGAGCGUCGCAAGGUCCCAGGCAGUAAAGGAAAGGGUCGUGCAUGA